GCUUUUCACGUAAAUUUUGAUAAAAGCGAGAAAAUUGUUGGAAAAUUCGUUGUGUAAUCGCAUCAAAGUCAGUUCAAAUGCUGCCGCUCAGAAGGUCUCGCAUUUAACCAAUACACAUACAUACACACACACACAUACUUACAAUAAAAUCAUUUUUUGUUUGCCCAAGUGUUGGUGCUGAGAAUGUGCAACAAAAUGUAGUGUUAUCAGGCGUUGAUAUUAACUUUGUUGAAGAAAAAUAGACGCAAUGUCCCAGCCGGCCAAACGUGGUGGGCGUGGCGGCGCUGGCGGUGGCAUAGGACGAAGGACCCCCUCCAGUGUUGCCGGUGCAGUUGGUGGCAAUACCCCCGACGAGUCGGCUACGACCAGCGAACGCGCCACACCAGCGAGUAAGGCGGAUUCAGAUCAGAAGGACGACAGCUCGAGUAAUGGCGAUAAGAAGGAGACGGAAGGGUUUCCCACGCCGAAGCCACCGAGCGCUGGUGCCUCCAUACGCGACACCUCGAAUAAGAUACUCGCCCUGGCGAUGAAAAGCGAAUGGACGCCCAUCGAACAGGAGUUGAAGAAGCUGGAGAAGUAUGUGGCAAACGCGGGGGAGGAUGGCAACCACAUUCCGUUAGCGGGCGUACACGAUCCGAACACCGGCAUGACACCGCUUAUGUAUGCCACAAAGGAUAAUAAAACCUCAAUUAUGGAUCGUAUGAUUGAGUUGGGUGCCGAUGUGGGAGCCAGGAAUAAUGAUAAUUACAAUGCCUUGCACAUAGCUUCAAUGUAUUCGCGAGAGGAUGUCGUCAAGCUGUUGCUAAAUAAACGUGGCGUGGAUCCAUACUCAACGGGCGGCUCCCGCACUCAAACAGCCGUACAUUUGGUCUCGAGUCGCCAAACAGGCACAGCAACGAACAUUUUGCGCGCCUUAUUAGCAGCCGCCGGCAAGGAAAUACGUUUAAAAGUUGACGGGCGAGGCAAAAUACCACUGCUGCUUGCGGUCGAGUCUGGUAAUCAGUCUAUGGUCAGAGAGCUGCUCUCAGCUCAAACCUCGGAACAACUGAAGGCAACAACAGCAAAUGGCGACACGGCCCUGCAUUUGGCCGCCCGACGCCGGGAUGUCGACAUGGUGCGAAUACUCGUCGACUACGGCACCAAUGUCGACACCCAGAACGGCGAUGGGCAGACGCCGCUGCAUAUAGCGGCCGCCGAAGGAGACGAAGCUUUACUCAAGUACUUUUAUGGCGUACGCGCCUCAGCGUCAAUUGCGGAUAAUCAAGAUCGAACACCUAUGCAUUUGGCAGCAGAGAAUGGCCAUGCGCACAUCAUUGAAAUUUUGGCGGACAAAUUCAAGGCGAGCAUCUUCGAACGCACAAAGGAUGGCAGCACGCUGAUGCAUAUCGCCUCGCUGAAUGGCCAUGCCGAGUGUGCGACGAUGCUCUUCAAGAAGGGCGUCUAUCUACAUAUGCCAAAUAAGAAUGGCGCGCGCAGCAUUCACACCGCGGCCGCUUACGGCCAUACGGGCAUCAUUAACACGCUGUUGCAGAAGGGCGAGAAGGUUGAUGUCACAACGAAUGAAAAUUAUACCGCACUCCAUAUUGCCGUGGAGUCUGCCAAACCGGCCGUCGUCGAAACAUUGCUCGGCUUCGGCGCCGAUGUCCAUGUCCGUGGCGGUGCAAUGCACGAAACGCCGCUGCAUAUAGCCGCACGAGUUAAGGAUGGCGAUCGUUGUGCCUUAAUGCUCCUUAAGUCCGGAGCUAGUCCCAAUUUAACUACCGAUGAUGGCCUGACGCCGGUGCAUGUGGCCGCGCGUAAUGGUAAUCUGGCAACGCUGAUACAGCUCCUUGAAGAUGGUGGCGAUCCGCUCUACAAAUCCAAUACCGGUGAAACAUCCCUACACAUGGCCUGCCGCUCGUGUCAUCCGGAGAUCGUUCGCCAUCUUAUCGAAAUGGUUAAGGAGAAACACGGUCCGGACAAAGCUACCACCUAUAUUAACUCGGUAAACGACGAUGGCGCCACCGCACUACACUACACAUGCCAAAUCACGAAAGAAGAGGUGAAAAUCCCUGAGUCCGAUAAGGAAAUAGUCCGCAUGCUCUUGGAAAAUGGCGCGGAUGUGACGUUGGCUACGAAAAACCUGCUGGAGACUGCGUUCCACUACUGUGCCGUCGCGGGUAAUAACGACGUGUUGAUGGAGAUGAUCGCACACAUGAACCCCACAGAUAUCCAGAAAGCCAUGAAUCGACAGACGUCAGUGGGUUGGACGCCGUUGCUAAUCGCCUGUCACCGCGGGCACAUGGAGCUGGUCAACAACCUUUUAGCGAAUCAUGCCAGAGUGGAUGUGUUCGACACUGAGGGCCGUUCGGCUCUACAUUUGGCUGCCGAACGAGGGUAUCUGCACGUCUGCGACGCGCUGCUCACCAACAAGGCGUUUAUCAACUCGAAAUCUCGUGUCGGUCGCACGGCGCUACAUCUGGCGGCGAUGAAUGGCUUCACGCAUCUCGUGAAGUUCCUCAUCAAGGAUCACAAUGCCGUCAUCGAUAUAUUGACGUUGCGCAAGCAAACGCCUCUCCAUCUAGCCGCCGCUAGUGGACAGAUGGAGGUAUGUCAGCUUCUGCUCGAGCUCGGAGCUAACAUAGACGCGACCGACGAUCUGGGCCAAAAGCCCAUACAUGUCGCCGCGCAGAACAACUACUCUGAAGUGGCCAAAUUAUUUCUACAACAACAUCCAUCGCUGGUGAAUGCCACCAGCAAGGAUGGCAACACCUGUGCGCACAUCGCUGCCAUGCAGGGUUCCGUGAAAGUGAUCGAGGAGCUAAUGAAGUUCGAUCGUUCUGGCGUGAUAUCGGCUAGAAACAAAUUGACUGAUGCCACACCGCUACAGCUGGCGGCCGAAGGUGGUCAUGCGGACGUGGUGAAGGCGUUGGUGCGUGCGGGCGCCUCAUGUACGGAUGAGAAUAAGGCCGGCUUUACGGCCGUGCAUUUGGCGGCACAAAAUGGUCAUGGGCAGGUAUUGGAUGCAUUGAAAAGUACCAACUCUUUGAGGAUAACCAGCAAGAAAUUGGGACUGACGCCGUUGCAUGUGGCUGCCUACUACGGACAAGCGGACACUGUGCGCGAGCUGUUGACGAGCGUGCCGGCGACGGUGAAAUCGGAGCCACCGACCGGCCAAAGUCUCUUUGGUGAGCUGGGGGCAGAAUCGGGCAUGACACCGCUACAUUUGGCGGCAUUUUCGGGAAAUGAGAAUGUGGUGCGUUUGUUGCUGAACUCAGCAGGAGUGCAGGUCGAGGCGGCAACGACAGAGAAUGGUUACAAUCCACUCCAUUUGGCUUGCUUCGGUGGUCACAUGUCAGUGGUUGGCUUGCUUCUGAGUCGCUCAGCAGAACUGCUCCAAUCAACAGAUCGGCAUGGCAGAACCGGUCUACACAUCGCCUCCAUGCAUGGUCACAUACAGAUGGUGGAGAUUCUGUUGGGUCAAGGCGCAGAAAUAAAUGCCACCGACAAGAAUGGUUGGACGUCACUGCAUUGUGCUGCCAAAGCCGGCCACUUGGAAGUUGUGAAACUGUUGUGCGAGGCCGGCGCCUCACCCAAGUCGGAGACGAACUACGGUUGUGCGGCAAUCUGGUUUGCCGCCUCCGAAGGCCACAACGAUGUGCUGCGGUAUCUGAUGAACAAAGAGCACGACACCUACAGUCUGAUGGAAGAUAAGCGGUUCGUCUACAAUUUAAUGGUAGUCUCCAAAAACCACAACAACAAGCCAAUACAAGAAUUUGUGCUUGUGUCGCCAGCGCCGGUGGAUACCGCAGCCAAAUUAUCGAACAUUUAUAUAAACUUAUCAACAAAGGAAAAAGAACGCGCGAAAGAUUUAGUAGCUGCCGGCAAACAAUGUGAGGCAAUGGCCACCGAGCUGCUCGCGCUAGCAGCAGGUUCCGACUCGGCGGGCAAGAUACUACAAGCAACCGAUCGCCGCAACGUGGAGUUCCUGGACGUGCUAAUUGAGAACGAACAAAAAGAGGUCAUUGCACACACCGUUGUUCAGCGAUAUCUGCAGGAACUCUGGCGUGGCUCACUCACGUGGGCCUCAUGGAAAAUAUUACUCCUCUUAGUUGCCUUCAUUGUGUGUCCGCCCGUUUGGAUCGGCUUCACCUUUCCGAUGGGUCACAAAUUCAACAAAGUGCCUAUCAUCAAAUUCAUGUCCUAUCUCACAUCGCACAUCUACCUAAUGAUCCAUCUGAGUAUUGUGGGCAUUACGCCCAUUUAUCCGGUGCUGCGUCUAAGUUUGGUCCCCUACUGGUACGAAAUUGGGCUGCUCAUUUGGUUGAGUGGCCUACUUUUGUUCGAGCUGACAAAUCCAUCUGACAAAUCUGGAUUGGGAUCCAUAAAACUGCUCGUGCUACUCUUGGGCAUGGCCGGUGUCGGCGUGCAUGUGGCCGCGUUCGUCUUCGUCUCAAAACUCUACUGGCCAACGCUGAUCUAUUGCCGCAAUCAAUGCUUCGCUCUGGCCUUUCUGCUUGCCUGUGUGCAAAUCUUGGACUUUCUCUCCUUCCAUCAUCUCUUCGGACCAUGGGCCAUCAUCAUUGGUGAUCUACUCAAAGAUCUCGCACGUUUCUUGGCCGUGUUGGCCAUCUUCGUAUUCGGGUUUUCCAUGCACAUUGUGGCGCUGAAUCAGUCGUUCGCGAAUCUGAAGCCGGAGGAUCUUAGAGGUUUCGAAAAACGCAAUCGAAAUCGAGGCUACUUCAGUGACGAUGACAUGCCAACGCCUCGACCGCCGCCCAGCUCCGCUGAACGUUAUAUCGACAGCCGAAGUUUAUCGAGUGAAUUUCGCCGCAAACACAAAGACGACCUGCGCAUGCAUCCGAUUACCUCUUUUGAGUUGCUCUUCUUCGCCGUCUUCGGUCAGACGACAACCGAACAAACGCAAGUGGACAAGAUACAAAAUGUCGCCGAACCCACUCAGCCCUAUUGGGUGGAGUAUCUGUUCAAAAUAGUCUUCGGCAUUUACAUGUUGGUGUCGGUGGUUGUGUUGAUCAACCUGUUGAUUGCUAUGAUGUCCGACACCUAUCAGCGGAUUCAGGCUCAAUCCGAUAUUGAAUGGAAAUUCGGCCUGUCCAAGCUUAUACGCAACAUGCAUCGCACCACAACCGCCCCCUCGCCGCUUAAUUUAGUUACCACAUGGUUUAUGUGGAUCGUCGAGAAGGUCAAGGCGCGCAUGAAGAAAAAGAAGCGUCCAAGUCUGGUACAGAUGAUGGGAAUACGCCAGGCCAGUCCGCGCACAAAGGCUGGCGCCAAGUGGCUUUCGAAGAUCAAGAAAGACUCGGUGGCUCUCUCUGUGGUACAUCUGUCACCGCUCGGAUCGCAAACGAGCUUUACCGCUGCCAAUCAGAAUCGUAUCGAGAAUGUAGCCGAUUGGGAGGCGAUCGCUAAGAAGUAUCGUGCGCUUGUCGGCGACGAGGAAGGCGGCUCCAUCAAGGACUCGGAGGCGGAGAGCGGCUCCGUUGAGGGCAGCGGUGGCGGAACGGGAGCGCCACCGCCGCCGGCACAGGUCUAAGUCGUCAUGAAGAAAUGAAAGUUGUAAUUACCCUAAGGUUGGCUUAAGUCUUAGAUAGCGAAUUUGGAAGUAACUGAAGUUAAAGUAAAGUAAAUAGAAGUUUGAAAUUAAUGUUAAACUCAAUAAUUGUCUAACUUAGAUAGAAUUUAAAAUUGAAUAAAUCAGUAAACACUUGAUGUAAAUAUUUAAGAUUAGACUAACGAGACAUCCUCUGUGCUGAAUUAUAAAGGGUGUCACCAAUUCAAAAAAGUGAAUAAGAUUUCUCUGUCCUCGGACCUACAAAACACAAAAAUAUAUUUUGGUCUGAUUGGAAAGUAAUUCGGGUUUGCUUGGAAUAAAUAUUCUGCCUGCCUCAGAGCUUUCAGUGCUUUCAAAUGUUAUGUUAGAGCAGUGAACGCCAGAGGAAUCCUGCCCACAGGCCCGGCCUGACAUAAAUGGGUGUGUAUGAGUGGUUUAAAAUGAAACUAGCAAUCAAAUUGGGUUCACUGUUCGAUAGCUCCUUAGAACAGUGGGCCUACACAGCGGAUUAAAACCGGCUGCUCAUAUUUAGAUCCUCAAUUUACACUUUCAAAAAAACCAAGUUUUAAUGAAUAUUUUUGAAUUUUGUAUAUUUCUACAUGGUCUGCAGGAAUUAAUUUAAAAGGCUUCUGCGAUAAUAGCACUAAAAUUUCGAUUAUAUCUCUACCAAUCGGCAGCCGAGGUGACCGAGUGGUUAGCUUUGCAUACUGCCAUUCGGAAGCACCGAGCUCAAAUCCUGGUCGACCAAAAUGCAAAAGUUAUAAAAAGUUAAUUUAAAAAAAAAAUGUAUUUCAGACAUGAAAUAUUAUGUAUGCUCCCCAUAAAGACCCAUCAGCCGUUUGUGGGUCCCUCCAAUUUCUUGUAAAACAUCGAGACACAAAGCCAAAAAUUGGAGGAGGAGCUCGGCCGAAAAUCGCUUCAGCGGUUACAAAGCACCAAUUAUAUAUAUAUAUAACUUUAUACAUAAUCCUUUCGGCUUCUCUAGUAUGUCACCAAUUGGACCUACAAUUCGUUCUCUGCGAUCGGAGAGGCCCAAUUUUCGACCACAUUUUGCCGUACGUAGCUUACCAAAAGUUUCUAGGAUUAAAUUAUUUUGGCCGGCGUCCUUUUUGAAAAAAUAUUCACCAGUGAUUCCCUCUACCUACAGACCGCACCAAAUGACAAUUUCCAUAUAAACCAUUGUUAUUUUGAAGAGUUAAAAAAAAAAUCUUCCAAUUAAUUAUAAAUUUUUUCUGAUAUUUUUUCGUAUUAUCCUCGUAUACCCGUAUUAUAGAAUAUAAUUGAAUAAAUUUUAUUGUGUUAUUAAAAAUUAAAAUUUC
Messenger RNA from Ceratitis capitata (Mediterranean fruit fly), 6870 nucleotides. It is a transcript of the gene nompC, whose product is annotated as serine/threonine-protein phosphatase 6 regulatory ankyrin repeat subunit B. Bases 248 to 5533 code for a protein of 1761 amino acids. Gene Ontology annotation, cellular component: glycosylphosphatidylinositol-N-acetylglucosaminyltransferase (GPI-GnT) complex; membrane. The record is from RefSeq and is a predicted model, not a curated record. Gene Ontology annotation, biological process: calcium ion transmembrane transport; GPI anchor biosynthetic process. The transcript is spliced from 18 exons. NCBI's taxonomy places the organism in Eukaryota, Metazoa, Arthropoda, Insecta, Diptera, Tephritidae. Gene Ontology annotation, molecular function: calcium channel activity; protein binding.